This is a messenger RNA of Knipowitschia caucasica, 873 nucleotides long. NCBI's taxonomy places the organism in Eukaryota, Metazoa, Chordata, Actinopteri, Gobiiformes, Gobiidae. The record is from the annotation of a GenBank genome assembly.
AUGCCACAUGAGACAACAGUUGAGAUGCCACAUGAGACCACAGUUGAGAUGCCACAUAACACGAUAGUUGAGAUGCCACAUGCAAUGACAGAUGAGAUGCCACUUGAGAUGAUAGUUGAGAUGCCACAUGAGAUGACAGAUGAGAUGCCACAUGAGACGACAGUUGAGAUGCCACAUAAGACGACAGUUGAGAUGCCACAUGAGACGACAGUUGAGAUGCCACAUAAGACGACAGUUGAGAUGACACAUGAUACGACAGUUGAGAUGCCACAUGAGACGACAGUUGAGAUGCCACAUGAGACGACAGUUGAGAUGCCACAUGAGACGAUAGUUGAGAUGCCACAUGAGAUGACAGAUGAGAUGCCACAUGAGACGACAGUAGAGAUGCCACAUGAGACGACAGUUGAGAUGCCACAUGAGACGACAGUUGAGAUGCCACAUGAGACGCCACAUGAGACGACGGUUGAGAUGCCACAUGAGAUGCCACAUGAGACGUCACAUGAGACGACAGUUGAGAUGCCACAUGAGAUGCCACAUGAGACGACCGUUGAGAUGCCACAUGAGACGCCACAUGAGACGACAGAUGAGACGACAGUUGAGAUGCCACAUGAGACGACAGUUGAGAUGCCACAUGAGACGAUAGUUGAGAUGCCACAUGAGAUGACAGUUGAGAUGCCACAUGAGACGACAGUUGAGACGAUAGUUGAGAUGCCACAUAAGACGACAGUUGAGACGCCACAUGCGACGACAGUUGAGAUGCCACAUAACACGACAGUUGAGAUGGCACAUGAGACGAUAGUUGAGAUGCCACAUGAGAUGACAGAUGAGAUGCCACAUGAGACGACAGUUGAGAUGCCACGAGACGACAGUUGA